Molecule: messenger RNA, 507 nt
Organism: Didymella exigua CBS 183.55
Lineage: Eukaryota; Fungi; Ascomycota; Dothideomycetes; Pleosporales; Didymellaceae
Exons: 2
Coding region: 1-507 (168 amino acids)
Molecular function (GO): carbon-sulfur lyase activity
Source: RefSeq, a predicted model, not a curated record
AUGGCCUCCUCCCCACCCUCUACGCUGACCGGUAAUCCCAACUCCCACGACCCAUCCAGCUUCUCCUCAUCCCUAAGCGCAACAUGUCUCUGCAAAGCGAUCCGCGUGACCAUCAACGACAACGAGCUCUUCACGCGGCCGCGCGGCCACCUGUGCCACUGCGCCAACUGCCGCAAAGUCGCAGGUUCCUACGUGUCGUCGAACCUAGCCAUCGAGAAGGAGAAAGUCGUUGUCGACGAUCCCCAGGCGAAAAUGCGGGUAUACGUCGAUCUCGAGACGGGUAGCGGGAAGAAAGUUGAGCGCUGCUUUUGCGGGACUUGUGGGAAUCCUAUCAUGUCGAUUGCGGAGAUUUUCCCGACCAUGGUUAUUGUCAAGAUGGGCAUGUUCCCCAGGAUUCCGCAGCCCGAGUGCGAGAGUUUCGCGCUGCAUCGACAUCCCUGGCAGGGCAGGCAUGGGGACCUGACGCAGUUUGAGAUUGUGCGGGGUGGGAAGAAGUUGGGCGAGUGA